CUGUCUCUGUUUCAUUUUUUUUUCUCUCUCUCUCUUGCUUAUCUUUAACCAAAAGAAAAGAAAAGAAGAUGAAGAAAGAGUCAUUCAAAGUGUGUUUCUGUUGUGUAAGAAGCUUUAAGGUGAAAUCAAGUGAGCCACCAGAAGAAAUCAAGAACCUUUUCCAUGAGUACUCCAAAGACGAAAGGAUGUCUGCUGAUGAGUUGCUCAGAUUCGUUAUCCAAGUUCAAGGAGAGAAACACGCUGACAUAAGCCACGUCAAGGAUAUAUUCCACUUGCUCAAACAUCACGGUGUUUUCCAUCCUCGUGGGCUUCAUCUUGAAGGCUUCUACCGUUAUCUCCUUAGUGAUUUUAACUCUCCAUUGCCUCCGGCCCGCGAGGUUUGGCAAGAUAUGAAUCUGCCAUUGUCGCAUUAUUUCUUGUACACGGGACAUAACUCUUACUUGACUGGGAAUCAGCUGAACAGUGAUAGCAGCAUAGUUCCGAUUGUUGAAGCUCUCAGAAAAGGAGUUCGUGUCAUUGAGCUUGAUUUAUGGCCUAGCUCUUCUGGAAAAGAAGCUGAAGUUCGUCACGGCGGG
Messenger RNA from Camelina sativa (false flax), 575 nucleotides. NCBI's taxonomy places the organism in Eukaryota, Viridiplantae, Streptophyta, Magnoliopsida, Brassicales, Brassicaceae. The record is from RefSeq and is a predicted model, not a curated record.